Penicillium cataractarum is the source of this 222-nucleotide messenger RNA. RefSeq lists its product as uncharacterized. The transcript has a single exon. Lineage: Eukaryota; Fungi; Ascomycota; Eurotiomycetes; Eurotiales; Aspergillaceae. The record is from RefSeq and is a predicted model, not a curated record. Bases 1 to 222 code for a protein of 73 amino acids.
AUGUCCACUGGACCGCGCAUAACCACCGAUGGUCUCCUCUUCCAGUGCUUCCACUUUCGUUCCAUUCUGGAUCCCCCCUGGCGGGCGCCAAAGGAUCCCCACCCAACUGAUGCGCCGGACCUGCUAGGCUUCUGGGGGGGUGUACACCUGCACCGUGCCCACUCGCGAGUCGGAUUGGCCCUUCAAUCUAAAUUGCACUUAAGCGACGUGUCCGACCCUUGA